CUCUCUCUCUCUCUCUCUCUCUGUACCCUAGAGCUAGAAAUAUUUUCACUAACUGAUCGGAGAUCGGAGAGCGGAGAGGAGUAAUUCCGUUUCACUCAUAUGCCACCGGAGAAACAAUUACUUCACUAACAACAGAAGUAUGUGUAAUUAUUCACAAGGAGAUUUUCCCAUGUAAACAUAUGAUAAUUUGCAAUUUUGCUUAAUACAAUUAGGAUGGACAGAAUUCAAAAUUCAGUUGAAACUGCGUUGAAUUCUCGAGACAAUGCAAAUGGUGAUAGGAUGAGUGAAAAGAUGAUUGAUGUGGUGGAUGGGAUGCAUAGCAGAGAUACUGGACUUGUCAGUUCUCCAAAAAGAGACCUUGCAAUAUUUGGAGGGGAUACAGAUUUUGAACCCUGCAGCGGCAUUGAGUUUGAAUCACAUGAGGCAGCAUACUCAUUUUAUCAAGAAUAUGCUAAGUCUAUGGGAUUUACCACUUCCAUAAAAAACAGUAGACGUUCGAAGAAGUCAAAAGAAUUUAUUGAUGCCAAAUUUGCAUGUUCUAGAUAUGGUGUGACGCCAGAAUCCGAUGGUGGUAGUAGUCGGCGCCCAAGUGUGAAAAAGACAGAUUGCAAAGCCAGUAUGCAUGUGAAGCGAAGGUCGGAUGGAAAGUGGAUAAUUCAUGAAUUUAUAAAGGAACAUAAUCAUGAACUUUUACCUGCUCUAGCAUAUCAUUUUCGGAUUCAUAGGAAUGUUAAAUUAGCUGAGAAGAAUAAUAUUGACAUUUUGCACGCGGUUAGUGAACGAACAAGAAAGAUGUAUGUUGAGAUGUCUAGAAAAUCUGGUGGAUAUCAAAAUGUUGGGUCUGUUCGAGCUGAGAUGAAUUUUCAGUUUGAUAAAGGCCGUUAUUUGGGUCUUGAUGAGGGAGAUGCUCAAGUUAUGCUAGAGUAUUUCAAGCGUAUCCAGAAAGAGAAUCCCAAUUUUUUCUUUGCGAUCGAUUUAAAUGAAGAACAGCGGCUAAGAAACUUGUUUUGGGUUGAUGCAAAAAGUAGGACUGAUUAUGUCAGUUUCAAUGAUGUUGUUUCAUUUGACACGUCUUACAUCAAAAUCAAUGAUAAAUUGCCAUUUGCUCCUUUUGUUGGGGUGAACCACCACUUUCAGCCCAUGCUACUUGGUUGUGCAAUGGUUGCUGAUGAGACUAAAUCGACAUUUGUGUGGCUACUGAAGACAUGGCUUAGAGCAAUGCAUGGGCAAGCUCCCAAAGUAAUUAUUACUGAUCAGGACAAAGCUUUAAAGGCAGCCAUUGAAGAAGUUUUCCCAGACACACGUCACUGCUAUUCUCUUUGGCAGAUAUUGGAAAAGAUUCCCGAAACUCUUGCUCAUGUAAUCAAACAGCAUGAAAAUUUCUUGCCUAAGUUCAAUAAGUGCAUUUUUCAGUCAUCCACAAGUGAACAGUUUGACAUGAGAUGGUGGAAAAUGGUCACUAGAUUCGAACUUCAGGAUGAUGAAUGGAUUCGAAUGCUGUAUGAUGAUCGUAAAAAAUGGGUGCCUACAUGUCUUGGGGAUAUUUUUUUUGCUGGCAUGUGUACGACUCAGCGAUCUGAAAGUAUGAAUGCUUUCUUUGACAAAUACAUUCACAAAAAGAUUACUUUGAAAGAGUUUGUGAAGCAAUAUGGGGCAAUUCUACAAAAUAGGUACGAAGAGGAAGAAAUUGCGGAUUUUGAUACAUUGCACAAACAACCGGCAUUGAAAUCCCCUUCCCCAUGGGAGAAACAAAUGUCGACAAUUUAUACUCACGCUGUAUUUAAGAAAUUCCAAUUUGAGGUUUUGGGUGUGGUUGGCUGCCAGCCAAAAAAGGAAAGCGAAGAUGAAACCACUAGUACAUUUAGAGUUCAAGACUGUGAAAAGGAUGAAUAUUUUUUUGUGACAUGGAAUGAAACAAAGUCAGAUGUUUCUUGUUCCUGUCAUUUGUUUGAAUACAAGGGUUUCCUUUGUAGACAUGCACUAAUUGUUCUCCAAAUGUGUGGACUCUCUAGCAUUCCACCUCAAUACAUUUUAAAAAGGUGGACAAAAGACGCUAAAGGCAGGCAAUCAACAGCUGAAGGAACAGAACAAAUACAGACUAGGGUGCAACGCUACAAUGAAUUAUGUAAGUGGGCUAUUGAACUAAGUGAAGAAGGAUCGUUAUCUGAAGACAUCUACAAUAUUGCUGUUCGUGCACUAGUGGAGGCUUUGAAGAACUGUGUUAAUGUGAAUAAUUCAAUCAGUUCUGCUGCAGAAUCUAGCGGCAAUUUUCUUACUACUUGUGAAAUGGAAGAAGAGAACCAAGGAAUCCUUGCGACUAAAACAGUUAGGAAGAGGAAUACAAAUAGGAAAAGAAAGGUACAAGCAGAGCCUGAUCCUACACUUGUUGUGGCACAAGACAGCUUACAGCAAAUGGAUAAUUUAAGCUCAGAUGGUAUAACUCUAAAUGGAUAUUAUGGUGGUCAGCAGAAUGUGCAAGGACUGUUGAAUUUGAUGGAGCCACCCAAUGACAGCUACUACGUUAAUCCGCCGAGUAUGCAGGGGCUGGGACAUCUAAAUUCAAUAACACCUGGUCAUGAUGGUUAUUAUGGCGCUCAACAAAGUAUUCAUGGGCUGGCACAGCUAGAUUUUCGUCAACAAACUAGCUUCAGCUACAGCUUACCGCCGGAUGACCAGCGUUUAAGAUCUUCACAAUUGCAUGGUAGUGCUUCGAGGCCUCCAUGAGAGGAUGAUGUUGUAAUUCAUGGCUGUUUUACCGAAGUUGCUGAAAAAAGUAACCAACCAAGCAAGAGAAGGUAAAAAACUCUUUGUUUAUCAUAAUAGGAAGUGAACCUUCAUUUUGAGAAUUUAGGUUUGACUAUUCUGACCCGUGUCAAAGAGGGUUGUGGCAUCCAUAGUAGUUAAGGUGUAGUUUCUGUAAAUCAAAAGAAUUUAUUUCUUGUGUUUAUGAAAUGUUGAUAAAGCAAUUAGAAAGUUAGAGAUAAAUAUGCAGAGGAGGAAGUUGGUUACUUGUUUUCGCCGUCUCGUCUCCUAUAAUACUAACCAACAUUUCUGAUCUUGAUUUUGUAAGUUGUAUAAAUAUAGUAACCUUUGUAUAUUUGUAAGUUGUUCUCAAGCUCAAAUGGAAUAGAGAUAUACAUAUUUUAAUGCUUAGUAAAUAGUAAAAGCUAAUUGACCCC
Messenger RNA from Cannabis sativa, 3179 nucleotides. RefSeq names its product protein FAR-RED IMPAIRED RESPONSE 1. Lineage: Eukaryota; Viridiplantae; Streptophyta; Magnoliopsida; Rosales; Cannabaceae. Bases 214 to 2724 code for a protein of 836 amino acids. The transcript is spliced from 8 exons. Gene Ontology annotation, molecular function: zinc ion binding. Gene Ontology annotation, biological process: regulation of DNA-templated transcription. The record is from RefSeq and is a predicted model, not a curated record.